Cucurbitaria berberidis CBS 394.84 is the source of this 1798-nucleotide messenger RNA. RefSeq lists its product as uncharacterized. Gene Ontology annotation, cellular component: nucleus. The transcript is spliced from 4 exons. Bases 180 to 1679 code for a protein of 499 amino acids. Gene Ontology annotation, biological process: regulation of transcription by RNA polymerase II. The record is from RefSeq and is a predicted model, not a curated record. Lineage: Eukaryota; Fungi; Ascomycota; Dothideomycetes; Pleosporales; Cucurbitariaceae.
ACCCUUCGGACAGCCAUCAAAGACUGGGCUCGUUGUAACACUCGUUCUCUCCGCCGCUGCCGUCUUGGUCUCUAUCUUGGAGCUUUCGACGAGGUGUCCUUGGGAUAACCACGUUCCCUCCUCCCAUCAUCUGCCUACUCGUACUUCUGUACUCUACCCCCCCGUCGUCAUUACCCCACAUGCUCGAUUCCGGGGCAUACUACGAAGACGACGACGCACUUCUAAAAUCUCCUGGCCUCCAGCCCGUGGUUGUCAAAGCAAAGCCAAGCCCUUCUCCGCCGCCCAUCAUCACCCACAUUUUCCAACCACCCCCGAGGAUCCAAAGCACUCGGCCCACCCAAGGAGACUGUGUCCUCAUCCGUGAGAUGGCUCCGAACCGACCGGACAUUGCGCAGCAAGUGAGUGAGCAAGCACUCAACUCGGAUUCAGAGUCAGAGGUAGACGACGACCCCAUGGACGACGAGUCGCCAGACACGGCUCCUUCAGCGCCCAACCUGCCGACAGCGAGACCCCCGCACAGAGAUUCAGUAAUGGAAGCAGACGACCUCAUGUCCACAAGUCUUGCGGUAGAUAGGCGCCCCUCACACCCGUCGUCACUGGCCAUAGUACCCAACCAUGCACGCCUACCUACACACGGCACGCCUUCGACGACGCCCGCCGCUUCCACACUGUCGGCCACGUCACCAGACCAGUCAGCCCUGCUACAUGGGGCAGUCACCAAUGGACACCCCCACGACCACUUCUUAGCAACAUCACCCCACCUUCAACAGCUGACAAUAUUGCACUCCAGAGGGCCAACGACAGACACCCUCCCCGCACUACAGACGCAAUCCCCACCACGUGACGGGGCAGCAGGCUCGCCCAUUCAGCAACAGCCACUACCGUCCUUUCGACACCUCGACGAUAUAGCACGCUCGGCAACAAGUGAUCAAGAAGCAAAUCGGGCAAAUGGUGCAUUCCUCCAUCGACAGUCAAUCUCUUCAGUCGGGCAUUCGCCCACCUCAAUCGUACGACAGCUGUCCAUAAGCUCCCACUCUCCAGCCACGCCUUUCCCUCCGCUGAGCGCUUCCUCGCCUGUCAGUGCAAGUAGCGAGCUACAGCGAGGAGACCUCUUUCUAAGAUUAGGAGGCGGAGGCGUCUUUGGUGCUGAUGCGCGGAGACCUUCACAAGCAUCCGAAGGCGGGCCAUAUGCCUCUACUUUACAUUCAGCAUCCACGAGCGAAAGCUAUCAAAGCUCAGAAGGCCCUAGUCCUGGGACAGCACAAACACCCAUAGAGGGCCGCCCGCGGCAUAUGAGCUUAGACGGUGCGCUUGCGUCAAGACUGUUACCCCCACCUAUUGGCUCCGGUAUACAGCAUAUACCUUCGCACGGCUCUGGUGCGUUCAAGUGCGAUUAUCCUAAUUGCAAUGCUGCUCCUUUUCAGACGCAGUAUCUUCUCAACUCGCACGCAAAUGUACAUUCACAGAGUCGACCACACUACUGUCCUGUCAUUGGCUGUCCACGAGCCGAAGGGGGAAAAGGCUUCAAGCGAAAGAACGAGAUGAUCCGGCACGGUCUGGUCCACCAGUCCCCUGGUUACGUUUGCCCGUUCUGUCCAGAUAGAGAACACAAGUACCCAAGGCCUGACAACCUACAAAGGUGCGUCCCAUCCAACAGAUUCCAACUGACUCGAUGCUGAUUUGCAUCUUGUUCAACAGACAUGUACGCGUGCAUCAUGUCGACAAGGAUAAAGAUGACCCGCAACUACGUGACGUCCUUGCGCAGCGUCCAGAAGGUGGCAGUCGUGGACGAAGGAGA